Molecule: messenger RNA, 4767 nt
Organism: Labrus bergylta (ballan wrasse)
Lineage: Eukaryota; Metazoa; Chordata; Actinopteri; Labriformes; Labridae
Gene: lrch2
Product: leucine-rich repeats and calponin homology (CH) domain containing 2
Molecular function (GO): protein binding
Source: RefSeq, a predicted model, not a curated record
AAAUGGCCACCAAACCUUGAUCACCAUCCCCAUCAUCAUCAUCAUCAUCAUCACCAUCACAACCACCAACAGCAGCAGCAGCAGCAGCAGCAGCACCACCUCAGAAGAAGCCCAUCCCCUAGCGUCCGUCCCGGGAUUGUACCCCGUAUGCGCAUGGGCGGAGAAACUGCCGCUGUGCGCUGUUAUUAUAGCAAGAGUAAUUUCUUUUUUACGAAAAUGGCGUCUAGUCAGGGAGGUGUGGGAGCUGUCACGGCUCUACAAAGCCAUCACUGCCCCAGCGGACCUCACUGGAGCCCGGGCAUCAGCCAGUACCAGCAGCAGCACCACACGGCCCGCAGCCUGGACCGGGCUCUGGAGGAUGCGGUCUGCUCCGGGAUCCUCAACCUGAGCGGCAGGAAGCUGAGGGAGUACCCGGGGAUGAGCUUCGAUCUGACGGAUACAACACAAGCAGAUUUAUCCAAGAAUCGCCUGACAGAAAUCCCUCCUGAGGUGUGUCUGUUCGCCCCCCUGGAGUCGCUCAACCUCUACCACAACUGCAUCAAGUGCAUCCCAGAAGCCAUUAUCAACCUGCAGAUUCUGACUUAUCUUGACAUCAGCCGAAAUCUCUUGUCAGUUCUGCCAAAAUACUUGUUCAGCCUCCCCCUCAAAGUCCUGCUUGUGAGCAACAACAAGCUGGUGUCCAUCCCUGAGGAGAUUGGGAAGGCCAAAGAGUUGAUGGAGCUGGACGUGAGCUGUAAUGAGAUCCAGGUGCUGCCGGCUCAGGUCGGGAGGCUGCACGCCUUACGAGAACUCAAUAUCAGGAAGAACUGUCUCCACAUGUUGCCUGAGGAGUUGGCUGAUCUGCCUCUCAUCCGACUCGACUUCUCCUGCAAUAAGAUCACAGAGAUUCCUGCAGCGUACAGAAAACUCAGGCAGCUGCAGCACAUCAUCCUCGACAACAAUCCUAUGCAGUCUCCACCCGCUCAGAUUUGUCUGAAGGGCAAAGUGCACAUAUUCAAGUACCUGAACAUCCAGGCGUGUAGGAUGGACAAGAAGCCGGACACCCUGGACCUUCCCUCCCUUGGCAAGCGUUGCCUUCCACAGCCACUGACAGAUAGCAUGGAAGAUUUUUAUCCCAGUAAGAACCACGGGCCUGACUCUGGAAUUGGUAGUGACAAUGGCGACAAGAGGCUGUCUACGACUGAGCCUUCAGACGAUGACACAGUCAGCCUGCACUCCCAGGUUUCAGAGACAGCCCGUGCUGACGCCCUCUCGCUCCUCUGCAAAAUGGAUUCUUGCAAAGAUCAGGAUCUCUAUGACUUUAUAGAGCCCAACCCGGACGAGGAUCCUGCUCUGUCAGAGUGUGAUGGGCAGCAGAGCACUCAUGUGUCUUGUAUAAAGGAGCUGGAAAAAGUUCUUAACAUGUCUCACCAAAGCAAAGAUAAAGACAGCUGGAAAGAGGAGUCUGGUUCCGAUAAGGAGCAGCUAGUUGAGGAAGAGGAUGAUGAGCUGAAGGAGGUUCUGGAUCUGAGGAAGAUUGCAGUUCAGCUUCUGCAGCAGGAGCAGCAGAACAGACGACGGUCCUUAAUAUGCAGAGCGGAGAGCCUCAUCCACCGACGCAGAGUCACCGGCCGAGCACACAGGUUCUUGAGUCACUCUGGGAGCUCCAGCAGCAAACCCAGGCCCCCGCCUCAAGCCGCUCGAAGUGCUUCUCUGGAUGAAGGAAGUAGUGGCGCAUCAGUGCUGAGCGGACAGCCCUCGUCUUCCUGCUCCUUCGAUGGCAGCCUGAAAACAGAUCUCUCAGAUUCAGAACCAAAGUGGCCUGAAGUCCCACCUGUCCUCAAUCAGAACGAAGACCGCAGGAGGAACAAGUACCUGAGGAAAGACUAUCUCAAGUACAAGUGUCAGAGUGCUCGGAAAAACUCGAACGAUGACUGCGAGGAGGGAUUGCGCAGCAGUGAUUUCAGCACCACUCUGACAGUGUUUGGACUCAAGCCUAGAUCAGCCUUUACCAGAGGAAGCCGGCAGGAGUACACGUCCACAGACCCCAGUUUCACUAUGAGGAGGAAGAUGGAGCACUUGAGAGAGGAAAUGGAGCAGAUUGGAUUGUUACGACAGAACAUCGAGGCCCGACUGAAGGUGUUGCUCCCUGACGAUGUCGGAGCUGCUCUUAUGGACGGGGUCGUCCUUUGUCAUUUAGCCAAUCACAUUUGUCCUCGGUCCGUCUCCAGCAUCCAUGUUCCGUCUCCUGCAGUGCCAAAGCUUAGCAUGGCUAAAUGUCGUAGGAAUGUGGAGAACUUCCUGGAUGCGUGUAAGAAGCUGGGUGUCACACAGGACAAGCUGUGUCUGCCCCAUCACAUCCUGGAGGAGCGUGGUCUGGUGAAGGUCGGUGUGACGGUCCAGGCUCUGCUGGAUCUUCCGUCAUCGAAGCCCUCACAACUCUCAGCUGUUUGACAAAAAGCCUGAAUGUUGCGCCUGACCUUUUGUCAUCCAAAUGAACCCUCUCCGCGGAGCAAAUCCCCACGCCCCCCUCACCACCAGGGACCAGAGAGCCCCCUUUGGACGAGGACCCGGUGGACUGCUGGUUCUUCGGGUGUCUUCUUCUGCCUGACUGAAAUAGGAGGCGUGAGGGAGAGAAACCUCUGUCUCUUCAUAUGAUGUCAGCUGUCGCCAUCUUCCCAUGCGUCAUAUUUUCAUUCGUAUCUUGUUCCCCGUGACUGAACUCUUCCCCGUGUGUGCGUGGACUACUGACCUGACUGUGUGUUUUCUGCACAGUUUGCACACCCCUCUUUACAUCAGCUCAGUGAUUAUUGAGCCUGCGAGUGCCAGUGCUGACAGUAUUUCCAUGCUGGUGUUGGAGAUGUUGGCAGUGUGGAGAUGACAGACAUGUGACUCAUUUUUUACUGUAGAGACCUCAGCUGCACGCUGACCUCAAGAACACAAACACCUGACUGUGACCUCAAGAGGGUCUUACACUCUUUGACCUUAUCUUUCAGUUUAAUUUUCCCCUGGGAGAAAUCACUUUUGAAUCAAUUAAUGUUUCAAUUUUGUUCCAAGCAAGCUUUUCCAGUGAAAAGCAUCAUUUGAUCUUUUUUUCAAUCUUCAGUUGACUUUCUUCCCAUUAUCAGUGAAACGGAUACAUUUCCCACCUCUAUCAAAUACGACACAAACUUGUGUGAAGUGACGUUUAACCACUGUGACAACGUGCUCGGCUGUGGUCACACGUGCAAGGCUCAUGUUGUGCAGCAGUUUCAUUUUUUUUUUUCCCCUCUUUUUGAAAAGUUUCCCCGUCUUCUAACUUUUGUAAAAGCUUUUAUACUUUCUCCAGUCAAUGCCAAUCAUCACUGAUCAUGUUCAAGGAGUUAAGAGCACUGGUUCGCACAUGUAAGACACACUGCGGCUUGGAUUUGAUGUCAUGACCUCAAAUGAAACACUUUUAUACGCUUGUGUUUCUGAACUGCUGCUUAGAGACCUUCACUCCUGUCCAAUUUUCACACAUGAAAGAGCUUCUCUUACUGCCAGGCCACUGUGCUAUACUCAUGUUUCCGAAACGUUUGAAUAUUUCAGGGAAAUGAACUUAUUUAUGUAUUUAUUCAUUUUGUUUCAUAUUUAUUAUAUGUUGAUGCUUUGUGUGUCUUGCUGUUAGCAUGCUACCGGUACACUUCCUGACUCAGAGCUGAUCCUAAAUCAACGCGGAGCUUUGACAGACGUCAUGCUUCAAUCUCAAACUGGUUGACACAGGUGCAACAUGAGUACCACUAAGGUGGAAACAAAAAUAACCAUCAUUCAUCAGUAGAGCUGAGAUUAGCUGGGUUGUUGAGGGGUAAAUAAAGGAGGCUUAAUUCUGCGGCAAACAUUACACAAGAGUUGAUCUUGUUCUCAAACGUUGACCUUAAGGUUAUUUGACACACUGGCUUCAAGUGAUCUGUCAGUAUGAAAGAUCUGUCAUAUCCUUAUGGAGUUACACCCUUUUUAUGUUUGAAGUUUUAAAUCUGUGCUCAUACAGUAGUUUGUUAAUAAUGGAUUCUUACAUGCAGCAUAAUAGAUCUCUUUUUAUUUGUCAGGAUUUGCAUUUUACUGUUGAAUUCUUUGAAAAUGACUCCAUAAGGCAGCUGCAGUGCUCCAGACAAUUUCCAAUUUCAAUUGUACAUCUGAGAGGUCGGCUCUAAGCUCCUGUGAGGUGUUUUUUAAAUGCUUGUGAAGACUGAAUUUAAAACAGAUGCCUCUGUAUGACCUACUAAAGCAAACAAGACCAUUAGCAGCAAGAGUGUUUAUUAAUGCCGGGAACUGCUGCCACGGGGUAGACAUCAGAUGAAGUGAUUAACAGCAGGCUGAAGAAACAAACUGUUUUUUCAUUUUUUCACGUGGCAAAGAUUCUUCAUGAGCGAUGCAUUUGACUUUAACAAGAAAGCAGGAUGAGACGUUUUGUUAAAAAAAACACUACUAACAAAAUCAACAUCAAUGUUUUUAUAAUACAACAGAGUGGAACUGAAAAAUCACUUUUCAACUGCUUCAAGAACGUCACACUGCCAGUACAAUGUUGUAACAUUAAUCAAACGUGCUUGUAGAAUAGAAUAAUGUGUGAAUGAAAAAAAGGGGAUUUUCAUGCUGGUUUGGACAUUGGCAUGUUGAAGAUUGAACUUAAGACUUCAAGUUUAAAGAGCAGCUGAGGGCGUAACUGAUCCCCAUCACAGACAGAUUAAAAUGGCAUUUAAGGUCCCAUAUUAUGAUUUUUCUGGUUUUAUAUGCUCUUUAGUGUGUUUUCCAAGUGUCCUGUGUAUGUUUAGG